Molecule: messenger RNA, 2225 nt
Organism: Phycodurus eques (leafy seadragon)
Lineage: Eukaryota; Metazoa; Chordata; Actinopteri; Syngnathiformes; Syngnathidae
Gene: sqlea
Product: squalene epoxidase a
Exons: 10
Coding region: 125-1963 (612 amino acids)
Biological process (GO): cholesterol metabolic process; sterol biosynthetic process
Cellular component (GO): endoplasmic reticulum; membrane
Molecular function (GO): flavin adenine dinucleotide binding; squalene monooxygenase activity
Source: RefSeq, a predicted model, not a curated record
CAUUUGCGUUGUGGAGCACCCCGAUUGAACAUUGAAGAUUAAUUCGGUCAAAAAAAAAAUUCAAUUUGUUUCUUAAUAUAUAUAUAUAUAUAUAUAUAUAUAUAUAUUUGUUUAAAUCUCCGCGAUGUGGACUUUUUUGGGACUCGCCAGCUUCACGUAUCUGUACAAAAAAUCCGGAGCGGCUUGGACAUUGGCUCAGAGGGAACUUGUAACAGCUCUCGUCUUAUUUCUGUCCGCGGGGCUGCUGCUGUCUUAUUUCCGAUAUUUCCACGGCCGCACGCUCAGCUCGGCCGCUCAGGUGUUCCGCUCCGCUCUGAGCCUCUUGGCCCUCUUGCCUCUCAUCCACCAUCUCAUCCCUCAAAGUCCACCAGAGAGGAGUCGGAAUGCAGACAGCACGUGUCGAAAGAGGCUACGAAGACGGAAACAAGUGGAUAGUGGAUCUUCCGCUUCCACCUCCACCUCACAAGGCGGCUGCUCCACGGGGCUCGGGGCAGACGUCGAGCCAGAUGUGGCGAUAGUGGGGGCCGGCGUCCUGGGCUCGGCAAUGGCGGCCGUCCUGGCGCGGGAUGGUCGGAGGGUGACGGUGGUGGAGAGGGACCUGAAGGAGCCUGACAGGAUAGUGGGGGAGCUGCUGCAGCCUGGAGGCUACAGAGCGCUCAAAGAGCUGGGCCUGGAAGGCUCGGUGGAGGGUCUCGACGCCCAUCUGGUGAACGGUUACGUGAUCCAUGACAUGGAGAGCAGCUCGGAGGUGGAGAUCCCCUACCCUCAGGCCGAGGAGAACGUCCAAUGCGGACGUGCUUUCCAUCAUGGCCGAUUCAUCAUGGGUCUGCGCAGGGCUGCCCAAGCGGAGCCCAAUGCCACAUUUAUAGAAGGCAACGUCACCAGCUUGGAGGAGGAGGAUGGCUGUGUAACCGGAAUUCAAUACAAGGACAAACACACCGGGGACGUGAAGGAAGUGCACGCUGCCUUGACAGUGGUGGCUGACGGCUGUUUCUCCAAAUUCAGGAAGGGUCUGGUCUCCGGGAAAGCGCACGUUUCUUCUCACUUUGUUGGAUGCCUCAUGAAGGACUGCCCCCAGUUUAAAGCUAACCAUGCCGAAUUGGUGCUGGCCAACCCGAGCCCCGUGCUCAUCUAUCAGAUCUCCUCCAGCCACACCAGAGUGCUUGUGGACAUAAGAGGGGAGAUGCCACGUGACCUUCCGCAGUAUUUGGCGGAGAAAAUAUACCCUCAGCUGCCAGCGCAUUUAAAGGAACCUUUCAUGGAGGCGCUGCAGAACGAUCGUGUCAGGUCCAUGCCCGCCAGCUUCCUCCCUCCCUCUCCCGUCAACAAGUCAGGCGUGUUGCUCCUGGGUGACGCUUACAACAUGAGGCACCCUCUGACUGGAGGAGGGAUGAGCGUCGCUCUCAACGAUGUCCGCAUCUGGAGGAGCCUGCUGCGCGACAUUCCCGACCUGUGCGACGACACAGCCCUGCUGCGGGCAAAGAAAAGAUUUCACUGGGAGCGCAAGUCAUCACAUUCUUUUGUGGUGAACGUGUUGGCCCAGGCCCUGUACGAGCUGUUUGCAGCCACAGACGAGUCACUGCAUGAGCUGAGGAAAGCCUGCUUUCACUACUUCAGACUUGGAGGAGAGUGCAUCGAUGGACCAAUUGGACUCCUCUCAGUGUAUAAUAAUAUUACACCAUCUGUACACAACAAUGAGUUUACUUGCCCUAGUAGUAUUACACUUAUUACAUACUUGUCAAUGAACUACAAAUGUUUCCCUCCCCCCAGUUUGUCACCCAAACCAAUGAUCCUCAUUGGACACUUCUUUGCUGUGGCCUUGUACGCCAUCUACUUCAACUUCAAGUCCGAGUCUUGGCGCACCAAACACAGAGCUUUAUUUAAAAGCGGAGCAAUCGUCUUCCGGGCCUGCACGGUCAUGUUUCCCCUCAUCUACUCUGAGCUCAAGUACCUGGUGUACUGAACCGUGGGUGCACAGGGACCAAGACCAAACGUCAACAUCGAGCAAGACUUUGCAAAGAUAUGUUGUUUUUUUUCACGUCUUCAGCAUCAGCAAACACUUAGUGAAUAUUGCACCUAAUGACUUUGCCUUAACAACUACAGUACUUAUAUUGACGUGGAGAAACCUGCUGUUGUUGUGCCUCCAAUUUCAAGUCAUGAACCAGGCAAUGGACAAAAAAACUUGCCCCCACCCCCUAAAAUUAAACACUUUUCUGGUAUUUGAA